AUCGCAUCAUAUCGCAUGUGUAAGCUUGAUCAAGCUCAGGAUUGCAUGAUAUCUAUCUGCAAAUUGUCCAAUGUCAUUUUCGGAUACGCUACAAAGCGCGAAGAGAAGCCGAUCAAAAUACCCACAAAAUCGAAAAGGAUGCACCGGGUACUAUAUAAAUACUAAUCCAUUUCAGAACCAAAUCAUCAUUCACUUUUGAUCGUUUCAUCUGAUCGGUCCGAUUCAUCACUGGUUUUACUCGUUCGUUGGUAGCAUCCAAUAUGAAGGUGUUCGUUGUGCUGUCCAUUGCUUUGGUCGUUGCUUCAUGCGCGGCUACUGAUGAUUCCUUCAGCAAAAAGGAAAAGCGUGGUCUGUGGGAUCUGGGAUUCGACCAUGGUUCGCAUGGAUUCGAUGACUAUCAGCAAGAUGACCACCAAGAAGUGAAGCACGUGACCAUCACCAAGAAGGUCCCAGUGCCGUACCCAGUUGAAGUAGAGAAGCACGUCCCGGUUCCCGUGAAGGUUCCGUACCCAGUUCACGUAGAGAAAAAGGUCCCAGUCUACGUGGAAAAGAAGGUGCCCGUGUAUGUCGAGAAGAAAGUCCCAGUCCACAUUGAUCGUCCCGUUCCAUACCCAGUCGAAGUGAAGGUUCCCGUGGUCACCAAGGAAUACGUCGAAGUGCCAAAACCGUACCCAGUUCAUGUUGAAAAGCACGUUCCGGUGUACGUGCACAAGCCAGUGUAUGUCGAGAAGCAUGUCCCGGUGACCGUCAGUGUCAAGAAGCACACGAAAAAACACUGGUGAUUGUUUUUAGUUAUGUUGUAAGGCCUAAUAAAAUGCUUUUGUUGACAAUUUACAC
Messenger RNA from Aedes albopictus (Asian tiger mosquito), 837 nucleotides. RefSeq names its product mantle protein. The transcript has 2 exons. The coding region runs from base 261 to 782 and encodes 173 amino acids. The record is from RefSeq and is a predicted model, not a curated record. Lineage: Eukaryota; Metazoa; Arthropoda; Insecta; Diptera; Culicidae.